UGGGCGGGACCUUCACGGCAAGCCGUGCAAUUCUCCCGAGAGGAGCUGCUCGAGAAGUGGCGGGAGCGGCGGCUAUGGAAGCGCAGGAGGAGAAAGAGGCGCAGGUUGCUGCGUGGUUGAAAAAGAUAUUUGGAGAUCAUCCUAUUCCACAAUAUGAGGUCAAUCCACGGACCACAGAGAUUUUACAUCACCUUUCAGAACGAAACAGGGUCCGGGACAGGGAUGUCCGCCUGGUAACGGAGGACUUGAAACAGAAAGCAAGUGAAUAUGAAUCAGAAGCCAAGCAUCUUCAAGACCUUCUCAUGGAGAGUGUGAACUUUUCCCCUGCCAAUCUCUCUAGCAUUGGUUCUAGGUAUCUGAAUGCUUUGGUUGACAGUGCAGUGGCCCUUGAAAUAAAGGAUACCUCAGUAGCUAGUUUCCUCCCUGCAGUGAAUGAUUUGACCUCUGACCUGUUUCGUACCAAAUCCAGAAAUGAAGAACUCAAGCUUGAACUGGCAAAACUUGAAAAACAUUUAACUUCAAGUUUAGUAUUAGAAAAAUGUCUACAAGAGGAUCUCAAGAAGGCAGAGUUGCAUCUGUCUAUGGAAAGGGCCAAAGUUGACAAUCGUAUUCAGAACAUGGACUUCCUAAAAGCAAAGUCAGAGGAGUUUAGGUUUGGAAUCAGAGCUGCAGAGGAGAAACUUUCAGCCAGAGGCAUGGAUGCUUCUCUGUCUCAUCAAUCACUAGUAGCACUUUCAGAGAAACUGGCAGAACUAAAACGACAGACUAUACCUUUGAAGAAAAAAUUGGAGUCCUAUUUAGAUUUAAUGCCGAAUCCAUCUCUUGCUCAGGUGAAAAUUGAAGAAGCAAAGCGAGAAUUAGAUACUAUUGAAGCUGAACUCUCCAAGAAAUUAGACAUGAUGGAACUGUGACCAGAGCCAAAUAAACUUUGUCUUCCUGAACAAAGUAAAUCAAAUAGAACUUUAAAGAAUUGUUUCCUCUUGGCAUUCCUUAAUAACUUAAUUUCUGUGUUCUCAGAUGAGAUAAUGUCACUGUUGAUAGGAUAGUGAUUUCUGCUGUGUACUGCAUUUUUGUGCCCAAAUACAUAGUUUUCAUAUUAAAAAUGUUGGUUUUCAACUA
Miniopterus natalensis is the source of this 1119-nucleotide messenger RNA. It is a transcript of the gene HAUS1, whose product is annotated as HAUS augmin like complex subunit 1. The record is from RefSeq and is a predicted model, not a curated record. Lineage: Eukaryota; Metazoa; Chordata; Mammalia; Chiroptera; Miniopteridae. Gene Ontology annotation, biological process: centrosome cycle; spindle assembly. Gene Ontology annotation, cellular component: cytosol; HAUS complex.